This is a messenger RNA of Podarcis raffonei (Aeolian wall lizard), 6816 nucleotides long. RefSeq names its product lactase (gene LCT). Gene Ontology annotation, molecular function: hydrolase activity, hydrolyzing O-glycosyl compounds. The record is from RefSeq and is a predicted model, not a curated record. Bases 689 to 6481 code for a protein of 1930 amino acids. Gene Ontology annotation, biological process: carbohydrate metabolic process. NCBI's taxonomy places the organism in Eukaryota, Metazoa, Chordata, Lepidosauria, Squamata, Lacertidae. The transcript is spliced from 17 exons.
GGAUGGGAAUGCAGGCCAUGGCAUGCAAGGGCAGGCCUGACUUCCCACACAUGCUGUUUUCCUGACCACAAUCCUCACCCCCGGCUAUUUGCUCCCAAAGUAUCUGGGUGGCAGUAACUUGGGGUGAGAAAAAGGCACAGGAGGAAGGGUCACUUGUCGUCAUCGUCCCCGUCCCACCAGUGCCAGUUCCUGUUUUUAUUUUAAAAUGGAAGACAAGCCCACACAAUAAUCAUAGUUGACAUGCUGUCUAUUCUGUGUAUAAGAGUUUCUGCAUCCUGUUUUUUACUAUUAUUUUCUUCUGAUCUCGGAGUAAACUUUGGGUAGAAAACAAGGGUUUUUUUUAUCGAGGGGAAUGUUAACUAUUUUCCUUCCAAUUCUCUGCAUUUGUGUUAGCAGCUUUGAUUUGGGAGCCCUGCAUUUUAGUAUCUUCUGGUUAUCUAAACCGACUUUUCCGAUAUCUGCAUUCAGGCCUGUAUUGUUAAGCCCAGCAACUGCAUUUCUUCAAUACUCUGCAUAUGGUUCAUUAAUAAUAGCACCUUCAGUGGGACUUAAACCUUUGAUUGUCUUAUCUUUGUGUACGUUGAGGUUAGGGAACUUUGCAUCUUCGUGAUUGCACAAGUUGUUAAUUAUGUCAUCUCUGAUGUAGUAUAAGAGUGGCACAAGUUCUUCCACCAUUGCAUUAGCAGAUAUGGCACUGGUGUACAAGGUGUGUUUGGUUUUUCUGUUUCCUUUGCCUUGCUUUGGAGUAGGCUGGGAUCUUACUCAGAAAUUUAUUUUAGUCGCUGGCCCUCUUAGCGAUGACUUAGUAAGUAAUUUAAACUUCCAAAGUGGACUUCUAAGAGAACCUCUCAGUUCUGCAACGGGACAGUCAAACUACCUUUGCGAUGAGUCUUCCUUACCUUCUCUGCCGCCGUACUUCGCUGAGCUCCGUUCAAGUGGCGUGACCCAUUUUAAAGUCUUCUUGCCUUGGACUCGCAUCCUCCCAGAGGCAAAUGCCCGAAACCCCAACUGGACGAACGUUGAAUGCUACAGACAACUUCUGAGAACUCUCAAGGCAGCUGACAUUGAACCGGUUUUAAUUCUACAUCAGAAACGUUUGCCGAAGUCUUUGGAGACCCGGCUUGCUUUGAGCAAAUCUGUGACUUUCACCGGCCUUUUUGUGGAAUAUGCAGAAUUUUCCUUUGCAUCUUUUGGCGACUUGGUGGACACCUGGCUCACUUUUGGCAGCCUGCCUGAGGACGUGGAGCGCUUGCCUCAUGGAGAUCCGCUGGCCCUCCCUUUGCAGGUGCUAGCUUCAGCACAUGAGAAAGCUUAUGGAAUCUACCAUGAAAAAUACUCAGCAGAAGAUGGGAAAGUGUCCAUUUCACUAGAUGUUAGUGAUGCUGGGCUGGUGUCAGCAAGAUCUUUGUUGACUUCAAUUCUGGGCUCUCUGGACUUUCUCUCUCUCAACCUUCAGUACAACUGUGAAAGGGAAGCAGCUUUCCAAAAGUUCCUGGAUGAGCUACAGCAUAUGGGGACGAACAAUAUGGGUAUUUUGCUCUUUAGUCUCAAGUUCCACGAGUGUUCCUCCUUGCAAGAAAACCGAUUUGCAACAGUGGCUUCCAUUUUCAGUGCCAUUUCUGAAGUUCAAGCAUGGGCAAUAGGGUAUGAUGUGAAUUGCGUCAUGAACAGCUCGUCCGUUCAAGCAAUUUGCUUGUACACAGGAAAUCUGGCCGGCCAACCAAAGGCAAAGGAAACCCUGAUACCUACUAUUGCUCCACUUUCAUCCUAUCAAGCAGUUUGGGAAAGAUUUGCCAGCCAACCUGAGCUGGAGAGAGACUCCUUUUUGCUUGACCUUUUCCCUCGCGGUUUUCUUUGGGGCACAUCAACAGGUUCCUUCAAUGUGGAAGGAGCCUGGAGAGAGGGUGGGAAAGGGGAGAGCAUUUGGGAUCAAUACGGGCACCAGGGCCAUGCCCACAUGAAUCAAACAGCCGAUGUCGCCUGCGAUAGCUACCACAAGCUAGAUUAUGACGUUUAUCUCCUUAGAGGCCUUCGCCCAAAUAUUUAUAAAUUUUCUAUAUCCUGGCCUAGGGUUUUUGCCAAUGGGAGUAAGAGCAGCUUGAACCCUCAAGGCGUAGAUUACUACAACAAACUGAUAGACAGCUUGCUGGAUUCAAAUAUUGAGCCCGUGGUUACCUUGUUCCACUGGGACCUGCCACGAGCUCUGCAGGAUCUUGGUGGCUGGCAAAACGAGAGCAUCGUCACUGCCUUUGCAGAAUAUGCAGAGUUCUGCUUUGCUACUUUUGGGGAUCGUGUUAAAUUCUGGAUUACCUUCCACGAACCCUGGGUCAUUAGCUACGCUGGCUAUGGCACUGGGCAGCAUCCUCCAGGAAUUACUGAUGCAGCCGUGGCAUCCUAUCAGGUGGCUCAUGUUAUUCUCAAAGCUCAUUCUCGAGCCUGGCACGUUUAUGAUACCCAGUACCGCCCUGAACAGCAUGGGAAGGUGGGAAUAGUAUUGAAUUCAGACUGGGCUGAACCCAAGACCCCAAGCAGUGCUGAGGAUGUGAGAGCGGCAGAACGCUACUUGCACUUCAUGUUGGGCUGGUUUGCUCACCCGAUAUUCGUCAACGGCGAUUACCCAGAAGUCCUGAAAUCCCAGAUCCAGGAGAAGAACCAGCAGUGCUCAACUCCCGUCGCCAAGCUCCCCACAUUCACCAAUGAGGAGAAGCAGCAAGUGAAGGGGACGGCUGACUUCUUUGGCCUUUCCCACUACAAUUCCAGGCUCAUCAGUGCUCCAGUGAAUCAUAGCUGCGCUCCAACCUAUGAGGAUAUCGGAGACUUUUCCCAACACGUGGAUCCUUCUUGGCCACAGACGGCCGCACCUUGGCUCUACGCUGUGCCUUGGGGGCUGAGGAGACUGCUGCUGUUUGUGUCCAAAGAAUAUACUGGGACAACAAGGGUUCCGAUUUAUAUAGCCGACAAUGGGGUGCCCACAGAUGACGGAGGCGAUCUUGUUAAUGACACCGUGAGAGUGGAUUACUACCGGCUUUAUAUCAACGAGGCUUUGAAAGCUAUAAAGCAAGAUGAAGUUGAUGUUCAAGCAUACAUUGCCCGAUCAUUGAUUGAUGGCUUUGAAGGCCCAGCAGGUUACAGUCAAAGGUUUGGCCUACACCAAGUGAAUUUUGAAGAUGCAAACAGACAAAGGACACCCAAAGAAUCUGCCUAUUUCUUCUCCACCAUUAUUGAAAAUAAUGGAUUUCCUAGCACGGUCUCAAGAAAAUUUCUCCAGCUGCUCAGAAAGGAUGUUUCCAUACCUCCACGGCUGCCUAGUUUACCAGCUUCUGAAGUUCCUUCAAAGGCAAAGGUGGUUUGGGAGAAAUUUUCAAAACAGACUGAUUUGGAAAGAGACACGUAUUUUUAUGGCACCUUCCCAGAAGAUUUUCUGUGGGGUGUUUCUACUGCUGCCUACCAAACUGAAGGAGGUUGGGAUGCAGAUGGGAAGGGACCUAGCAUCUGGGAUAAUUUUACCCACAUUCCAGGGAAUGUUAAGAACAAUGAUACAGGAGAUAUAGCUUGCGACAGCUACAAUAAAGUAGAUGAAGAUCUUUAUCUGCUGAGAGCCUUAAGGGUAAACACCUAUCGCUUCUCCCUGGCGUGGCCUCGGAUCUUUCCAAAUGGAAGAAACCAUUCUAUAAAUAACUAUGGUGUCAGUUAUUACAACCGGCUGAUUGAUGGUUUGCUGGCCCAGAACAUCACACCAAUGGUCACUCUCCACCACUGGGAUCUGCCCCAAGCUCUACAAGACAUUGGUGGCUGGGAAAACCCUGUGAUGGUUGAACUGUUUGAUAGUUUUGCAGACUUUUGUUUUCAGGCAUUUGGAGACAGGGUCAAGUUCUGGAUUACUUUCAACGAACCUAUUGCCAUCUCUGUGCUAGGCUACGAUACGGGAUUAUUCCCACCAAAUGUAAAAGAUAACCCGGGCAAUGCAUCCUACAGUGUUACUCAUGCAAUACUAAAGGCCCAUGCAAGAGUUUACCACACCUAUGACCAGAAAUACAGAGAGAGUCAGAAAGGUGUGAUCUCUCUGAGUCUCAACAUGGAUUGGGUUGAGCCAAAGACACUAAACGAUCCUCGGGAUGUAGAAGCUGCUGAUCGCUACCUGCAGUUCAUGGGAGGGUGGUUUGCACACCCAAUUUUUAAGAACGGCGAUUACCCAGAUGCAAUGAAGUGGAAAGUAGGGAACAGGAGUGAACUACAGAAACUACCAUCUUCCCGGCUUCCAGGUUUCACACAAGAAGAGAAAGACUAUAUCAGGGGCACAGCCGAUGUCUUCUGCCUGAAUUAUUACACUGCCGGAAUUAUAAAGCACAGCACCACCAGGCUGAAACCAUAUUCUUACGAGUAUGAUCAAGAACGAGUAUUGGAGAUUGACCCUUCUUGGCCUAGCUCAGCAAUGGAAAAUAUGCGGGCAGUGCCCUGGGGGCUGCGUAGGCUGCUAAACUGGAUCAAAGAGGAAUAUAGCAAUCCUCCCAUUUACAUUACUGAGAACGGGGUUGGGCUAAAAGCCAAGUCUGAUGUUGAUGACACCAGCAGGAUCUUCUAUUACAAAACACACAUUGAUGAAGUUUUGAAAGCCUACAAGCUGGACGGCGUGAACGUUCGUGGCUAUGUUGCUUGGUCUUUCAUGGAUAGUUUUGAAUGGUUAAAUGGUUACGAGCCAAGAUUCGGCCUUCACCAGGUUGAUUUUGAAAAUCCGAACAGGCCAAGAACUCCAAAACGUUCAGCGAUAUAUUACGCUGGAAUCAUACGUCAAAAUGGAAUCCCUCUGGCAAAAGAGGAAGAAUUCCUUUAUGGAGAAUUUCCGGAGAACUUUUAUUGGAGUGUGGCAUCAGCAGCAUAUCAGAUCGAAGGGGCAUGGAGAGCAGAUGGGAAAGGUCUCAGCAUUUGGGACCAGUUUGCACAUACGCCUUUGAAAAUCAGCAACGAUGAAAAUGGAGAUGUAGCUUGCGACAGCUACCACAAGAUGGAGGCAGACUUGGCUAUUCUGAAGGACCUCCAGGUGACUCAUUAUCGCUUUUCCAUCUCCUGGACUCGCAUUCUCCCCGAUGGGACCACCAAGUACAUAAAUGAAGCUGGCCUGAAAUACUAUGAAAGGCUUGUGGAUGCUCUUCUUGCAGCCAAUAUCCAGCCUCAGGUAACUAUGUACCACUGGGACCUCCCUCAGGCCCUUCAAGAUGUUGGAGGGUGGGAAAAUGAGACUAUAAUCCAGAAAUUUAAAGAUUACGCAGAGAUCCUUUUCCAAAGAUUUGGAGAGAAGGUGAAAUUCUGGAUAACCUUGAAUGAGCCCUAUGCCAUUGCUAACAUUGGUUACGGUUAUGGAGUCUCAGCUCCAGGCAUCUCUGCCAGACCAGGCCGAGCCCCUUACAUAGUGGGCCACAACUUAAUCAAGGCCCACGCAGAAGUCUGGCAUCUUUACAAUGAAACAUACCGCCCAAAGCAAGGAGGAUUGAUCUCUCUUUCCAUCAGCGUAGAGUGGGCUGAACCCACGAACCCUGCCAAGCAGGAGGACCUCGACGCUGCCAGGAGAUAUGUCCAGUUCUUUGCUGGUUGGUUUGCUCACCCUAUCUUCAGAAACGGUGACUAUAGUGAGGUGAUGAAAAGGAGGAUACAAGAGAGAAGUGCCGGCCAAUCAAGACUCCCUGAAUUUACUGAAAGUGAAAAGCAGAGGAUUAAAGGCACCUUUGACUUCUUUGGUUUGAACCACUAUACUACAGUAUUGGCAUCCAACUUAAACUAUUCUUCUCUCUUUACAUCCUACGAUGCUGAUAGGGGUGUUGCCUCUAUAACAGACCGCAGCUGGCUGGGCUCUGGUUCCUUUUGGUUGAAGGUGACCCCCUUUGGCUUCAGGAGGCUCCUGAAGUGGAUCAAGGAAGAAUACAAUGACCCACCUAUUUAUGUGACCGAGAAUGGGAUUUCAGAGCGUAUAGAUGGGGGAUUCAAUGAUACUUGGAGAAUACACUACUUAAGGAGCUACAUCAAUGAAGCUUUAAAAGGAAUUGUACUUGAUGGUGUUGAUCUGCGAGGCUACACUGUAUGGAGCCUGAUGGAUAAUUUUGAAUGGGCAGUGGGCUUUGCUGAAAGAUUUGGGUUGUAUUACACCAACUUUACAGACCCAAAUCUAUCCAGAAUUCCAAAGGAGUCUUCAAAAUAUUAUUCAUCUAUCAUCCGGUGUAAUGGCUUUCCAGAUCCAGCCACUGGGCCUCAUUUGUGCCUUGAGUCACAAUCUGGAGGUACUACUAUGGCGCCAACAAGCAGCACUACUUGGCCUAUCGACAAUUCAGCCAUGAAGGUGAAGUUUUUGGGACUGGACUUGACUUUGUCUAAUGCAGAAGUAGGCCUUUAUGUGCUCUUUUCCCUAUUCUUAAUGUCUGUGCUAGGCAUUGCUCUUUUUUCAUAUCUAUAUAGAAAAAGGACCAAAAAAGCCAGCCAAAAAAGUUUUUAAAUAUUGCAGCUUGCAUUUAAUUAGUUUAUCAUGCGAUAGUUUUUUCUCCUGCCCAUGUUUAGAACAGACACACAAUUAUUUUAAUCAGUGCUUUUUUUCUAGAAAAAAUAGGUGCCGGUACUCAGCAUGAAGUUGUUACAGUAUGUGCUAUACUUUUUAAACAACACGAAGAGGUGCUGGUACUGCGUACCCUUGAAUACUCCCCGAAAAAAAGCACUGAUUUUAAUACCUAUUGUUGACAUUAAUAUUUUUAUUGCUUGAAUUGUUAUGUGCAGUUCACCCUGGGAAUAAGGGGUGGGGACAAUUUUAAAAUAAAUGAACAAGUUGAUAACAUA